UCCUCUUCCUCGGCGAGGCGCUCCUCCAGCAGCCAGGCAGCAUGGCGGCCGUGGAGACACGGGUGUGCGAGACGGACGGCUGCAGCAGCGAGGCUAAGCUCCAGUGUCCCACCUGCAUCAAGCUGGGCAUCCAGGGCUCGUACUUCUGCUCCCAGGAAUGUUUUAAAGGAAGUUGGGCUACUCACAAGUUACUACAUAAGAAAGCAAAAGAUGAAAAGGCAAAGCGAGAAGUGUCUUCCUGGACCCUAGAAGGUGAUAUUAACACUGACCCAUGGGCAGGUUAUCGAUACACUGGUAAACUCCGACCACAUUAUCCACUGAUGCCAACAAGGCCCGUGCCAAGUUAUAUUCAACGACCAGAUUAUGCUGAUCACCCUUUAGGAAUGUCUGAAUCUGAACAGGCUCUUAAAGGUACUUCUCAAAUUAAAUUGCUCUCAUCUGAAGAUAUAGAAGGGAUGCGACUCGUAUGUAGGCUUGCUAGAGAAGUACUGGACAUUGCUGCUGGGAUGAUUAAACCAGGUGUAACUACUGAAGAAAUAGAUCAUGCUGUACACUUAGCAUGCAUUGCAAGAAAUUGCUAUCCUUCUCCCUUGAAUUAUUAUAAUUUCCCGAAGUCCUGUUGUACUUCAGUGAAUGAAGUGAUCUGUCAUGGAAUUCCAGACAGACGGCCCUUGCAAGAAGGUGAUAUUGUUAAUGUGGACAUCACUCUUUAUCGCAAUGGUUAUCACGGGGACCUAAACGAGACGUUUUUUGUUGGAGAUGUGGAUGAGGGAGCACGGAAGCUGGUUCAGACCACGUAUGAGUGCCUGAUGCAAGCCAUCGACGCAGUGAAACCUGGUGUUCGAUACAGAGAAUUGGGCAACAUUAUUCAGAAGCAUGCCCAAGCAAAUGGCUUUUCAGUUGUUCGGAGCUAUUGUGGGCAUGGAAUCCAUAAGCUUUUUCAUACAGCCCCCAAUGUACCCCACUAUGCCAAAAAUAAAGCAGUUGGAGUGAUGAAGGCGGGCCACGUAUUUACAAUUGAGCCAAUGAUUUGUGAAGGUGGAUGGCAGGAUGAAACCUGGCCGGAUGGUUGGACUGCGGUGACGAGAGACGGGAAGCGGUCUGCUCAGUUCGAGCACACGCUGCUCGUCACGGACACUGGCUGUGAAAUCUUAACCCGGCGACUGGAUAGUGAGCGGCCUCACUUCAUGUCCCAGUUUUAAUUUCCCCGAGAUGGCCCAUCUCAGUAACACCUGGAUGUACUAUGCUUUUUAUUGAGAGUGCAGAAUGGAAGAGGCAGUUUUUUAUUACUUGUUUUGUUUUGACUAUAGAUAAGGAAGGACUGCAGCAUUUGACCUGUGUCCUCAAGAACUUGUCUUGGGUCUGGAAAAGCCAAGAAAAAUAAAGGAAACAUUUUCAACUCCUUUCACUGCUCCCCUGUGCCCCCUCCCCAGAUCUCUGCACCCCUGCUUUCUCGUUUGCCCUUUGAGCACUUUUACUUAAACUUGCUUCUAGUUGCUUUUAUCACUGCCACCACUGGGCCAGCGAGAGCCAGCUGCUUUCCAGUAGAUGAAUGUGGAAGGUGAGAAUCCUUGGAACUUCAGCAACAUAUGUUGCUUCGGAUUUUUUUUAUUAUAUAGGAGAUAUAUAUGUAUACCUUUUAAAUUCCAUAUAUGUAAUUACGGAACACUAUGUGCCCGGGGUUUGUGUUGAUUCUGCUCUGAUGGGGUUAUAUGCUGUCAUACGUGGACCCAUAGUGUGCAGCGAUUUAAUUCCCGCUUGGGAAUUGGCCUUCCUCCUCCCCCCUGCUAAUUAUUUACCUUGUAGUUGUGUGUAAGGAAGCACUCAGACUCUCAGUGAAUGGAUGUGGCAAAAUUCACUUUGCAAAAAGGUUAAUAGGUUUUUUUAAAAUCUAGUUUAUGGUAAAAAUAGCCAUACUCCAAAUGGUGGCCGACUGCUGCAGAGCCUGGGGUUUGUAAUACAUUGCUAGUUCAGACCUCUGGUCAAAAUGGGAGGGAAGACGUUCCCUUUUGUCCACUCUGUUUUAUUUCGAGGGCACACCUUGGAGAUGGUCAGAGAAGGGUGGAGGUUGCCCUGCAGAGGUGAUGGGAAAGCCAGUUCUGAAUCUCUCCAGCAGCGAGCAGAGGAAGUCACGUGAGAUGCUGGAUCCUAACAUGUAGUCACCCUGGUUGUGAUGAGAAGGAGGAACCUCUUUGGGGAUGGGACUGUUUCCUCGCAGAAGGGACACAGCUGUCCUUGGGGUGCUGAACACACUUCACCUUUACAUUGCUGGGAACCUCAUUAGAACCUCAGCUGCCCAGUAUCCAUGUUCCUUUCAGUAGUUCAGUCCGAUGGGAGUGUAUCCAGUGAAGGCAGAUCAGAUCAGAGUCAUUGUCAUUAAAGGGUGCUUGAAUCACUGGGUUUCAGGUGACUUUCUUGUAAGAGAACUUGAUACCACUGACAUGUUAUACUUGUACGAGAACAUCCUUCCCAGAGUGCCUCAGACCUUAUUGCUUUAAAAGAAUUAUGAUAAUGUUUUCAUUUUAUUAUUUUAAUGAUUUAGUCAAGUGAGCGAAUCUGGUGUAGACUUUCGGGGGUAUGUGUGUGAAGUUUUUUAUCAAACUGUAAUAUUUGUGAAUGGAAUGCCUUGCAAUAUGAAUGUUAAUAUAAUGUGUAAAGGGAGAUUAAAAAGUUUGAGUGACUAUCCCGCCAUGUAGUCAUUAACUUUGCUGGGAUUUCAGAAGGAAAUGGUGGGAAUAGGGUGGCUGAUUUCAUAA
Molecule: messenger RNA, 2756 nt
Organism: Molossus molossus (Pallas's mastiff bat)
Lineage: Eukaryota; Metazoa; Chordata; Mammalia; Chiroptera; Molossidae
Gene: METAP1
Product: methionyl aminopeptidase 1
Exons: 11
Coding region: 42-1202 (386 amino acids)
Biological process (GO): proteolysis
Molecular function (GO): metalloaminopeptidase activity
Source: RefSeq, a predicted model, not a curated record